Molecule: messenger RNA, 314 nt
Organism: Branchiostoma floridae (Florida lancelet)
Lineage: Eukaryota; Metazoa; Chordata; Leptocardii; Amphioxiformes; Branchiostomatidae
Product: LYR motif-containing protein 9
Exons: 3
Coding region: 66-314 (82 amino acids)
Source: RefSeq, a predicted model, not a curated record
GUGCCCGCGUUUUCCUAGCCAGGACUUGGAGUGCGCACUGUCUUUGCUGUUUUUACUCCCCUAAAAUGGUUCCUAUUGUCGGACUGAUAGCAAAGUCUGCCGUGAACACUCCCCGUCUGCUCUAUCGGUACCUGUUCAGGUGCUGUGACAGACUUCCUGAAGACGCAAAAGGUCACUACAAACACCACGUCCGACAGGGGUUCAACAGCCAUGAAGAUGAGACGGAUCCUGAGAGAAUUCAGCAGAUCAUCAAGAAAGCCCUCGAGGAUGCAGACUGGAUCCUUAACAAGUACAAAGUUGAAACCAGUUCCUGA